Morus notabilis is the source of this 676-nucleotide messenger RNA. Its product is annotated as probable pre-mRNA-splicing factor ATP-dependent RNA helicase DEAH9. The record is from RefSeq and is a predicted model, not a curated record. Gene Ontology annotation, molecular function: RNA binding. Lineage: Eukaryota; Viridiplantae; Streptophyta; Magnoliopsida; Rosales; Moraceae. The transcript is spliced from 6 exons. The coding region runs from base 65 to 487 and encodes 140 amino acids. Gene Ontology annotation, cellular component: intracellular anatomical structure.
AGUAAAAGCAGCAAACAAGAAGAAGCUGCGGAGAAACGAAACGAAAGCAACGAAAAAGCAAGCAAUGCCCCAGUUUUGGAAGCCAGGCACCGAGAAACCCCGCCUUCUCGACGACGAGGAGGGUGGUCUUCUCUUCUUCUCACUCUUCUUCCUCUGGAUUUGGGGAUUCAAGUAUCGAGAGGCUGAGACAGAGGCUUCCCGUGUACAAUACCUCAAAGAAGCAGGUUGGGCUGAUGGUGGGCGUGUUAUAGCUUGCACACAACCAAGAAGAUUGGCUGUUCAGGCAGUUGCUUCAAGAGUGGCUGAAGAAAUGGGGGUCAAGCUUGAAGAGGAAGUUGGCUACACAAUAAGAUUUGAAGAUAUCACCAAAAAUGGUGUAACUAUGAUAAAGUUUCUCACGGAUGGGGUUUUACUUAGGGAAAUGAUGGAUGAUCCUCUCUUGACUAAGUAUAGGCGGCGGCAGUGGAGGCGGCAGCAGUUGUUGUGAUGAUUGAAAACUUGGGAAAGGAUGUUCAUUUGGUCCAUUCAUGAGAGCUAUCAUCUCUCUCCGCACUUCCUCGAGAAGCUCAUUUCUUAAUUGUUGUCGGAUUGUUAUAGUGAUCUCCUCUCGCUCUUUGAAAAUCCAUUCGCAUUUGAUCAGCCAUGUCUCCAACGCAUUGUUGAAAUUGUGCCUCAA